Ahaetulla prasina is the source of this 1998-nucleotide messenger RNA. RefSeq names its product complexin-3-like. Gene Ontology annotation, biological process: regulation of neurotransmitter secretion; neurotransmitter transport; synaptic vesicle exocytosis. The transcript is spliced from 4 exons. Gene Ontology annotation, molecular function: syntaxin binding. NCBI's taxonomy places the organism in Eukaryota, Metazoa, Chordata, Lepidosauria, Squamata, Colubridae. The record is from RefSeq and is a predicted model, not a curated record. Gene Ontology annotation, cellular component: SNARE complex; terminal bouton. The coding region runs from base 1158 to 1574 and encodes 138 amino acids.
CUGUCUGUCUCUGUCUAUCUAUCCAUCCAUCCAUCCAUCCAUCCAUCCAUCCAUCCAUCUAUCUAUCUAUAUAUCUAUCUUUUUUUUUGCAUUUAUAUCCUGCCCUUCUCCGAAGACUCAGGGUGGCUUAUACUAUGUCAAGCAAUAGUCUUCAUCCAUUUGUAUAUUAUAUACAAAGUCAACUUAUUGCCCCCAACAAUCUGGGUCCUCAUUUUACCUACCUUGUAAAGGAUGGAAGGCUGAGUCAACCUUGGGCCUGGUGGGGCUUGAACCUGCAGUAAUUGCAAGCAGCUGCUGUUAAUAACAGACUGUCUUACCAGUCUAAGCCACAGAGGCCCAUUGUCCAUCUAUCUAUCUAUCUAUCUAUCUAUCUAUCUAUCUAUCUAUCUAUCUAUCUAUCUAUCUAUCUAUCUAUCUAUCCUAUCUAUCCUAUCUAUCCAUCUAAUUAUCUAAUUUUUCUCUCUGUCUGUAUUUCUCUCUCUCUCGUUCCUUUUUUUCAAUCAUCUCUGAUCUUCGGAAACCGCCUGGACAAACUGCUGCAGUUUUCUUGGCAAAGUUUUUCAGGAAAAAAAAAAAGGUUUGCCAAUGCCUUCCUUCUUAGGGCUGAAAAGAAGUGGCUGGCCCAAAGGUCAUCCGAGGCAGGACUAGAACUCCCAGUCUCCUGAUUCCAAGCCUCACGCCUUAACUUGUCUCCUUUCCUCCUACCUGCAAUAAAUCUAUUUGUCCUUAAGGUACCACAAGAUGUUGCAGACCGUCCCUCAAACCUUAAAAAAAAAAAAAAAGUUUGAGAUCUGCUUUUAGCCCUGGUUCUCUUGGGCCCAAAUCCAUUGAGGACUAGCACCUUGCUGUUUUAUCCGAGAAAGACUGAAUACCUGAAGCUGGCUGUCCUUCAGACAAGGGCACAUACCUAAUGAUCUUCCCGGCAACUCCACUCAACGUACCAUCUGUCUUGCCAGCUGUCGCACGAAUGGAUCAAGGGAAAAACCUGUUCUUAUUGCUCCUGAUCUCCACUUAAAAGAUCCUGGCCGGACAAAAGGUUUUUUUUUAAUCACCCUUUGGCCACGUUGGGCGAGGGAAGAUCUACCUACGCCAAGAGAAGCUGAACUAUCUUGGAGAUCUACCUCCUUCCAGGUGCCAAACAGCCUACCGUCCUUACCAUGAGAUCGGGGUUUGGGGACGCGGUCAAAGAUCUGCUCUGCGGCUUGUCAACGGAUUCCGUCAAGGACAAAGAUAUGGGCGUCCAAAGAAGUCACAGCUGGGAGCCGGUCAAAGUGCAGGGCCACCCGAGGCAGAAGGCCGAAAGAGACGCAGCCUUUAACCGGCAGAAAGCACAGCGUGCUUCUCUCCGAGCUCAUUUGCGGGAGAAAUACAACCUCCCAAAGAACCCGGCGGACGAAAAGCAGCUGGAAGCCGUGGGGGUUAAGCUUCAGCUGCCCCGAGACCUUCUCAGCAUCGUACAACCCAACGCGGCCAACCUCCCCGGCUUCGGCGGGAUAGAUUUCGACUCCUUGCAAACGACCCUCCAGAGCCCAGCGCAGUCUUUCUCACGCCCGGGCCAAUGUCGUAUCAUGUGAACGCCCGCCCUUUUUUUUUCUUUCUUCUGAGGAUGCAGGAAAUAAAAAUGUUUGUGUUUGGGGGGCAACGGCGGGCGUUCUGCGAUGUGGCUUCUUCGGCGCACGCCGUCUCGUACAACGUUGGGAGCGUCGCAAUCUUGGUAGGAAAAGGGGGCAUUGGAUGAAGACUGCUGAGAAAAGGCCCCCAAAUAGAGCGGCCUUGUCCAGAUAUGGCCCCUAUGGCCAUUGCACAGGUAGUCCUCGACUUACGACUCCAACGGAGCCCUACGUUUCUGUCAUUCGGCGAGAAUUUGUCAAGUCCUGUUCUAUGACCUUUCUUGCCAGAGUCGUUAAAGGAAUCGUUGCAUUGGUUCAAUAGGUUGUUAAGUGGAACCGGUUUCCCUCCCUCCCCUUGACUUGGCUCGUCCGCAGGACGCAAAAGAGG